CCCCACCCUUCACAUUUUAAUAGAAUAAUGGUACUUUUAUUGCGUACUUUUGUUAAGACACCACGUCAAGCAUGGACAAUGCGUCGUUUUUAUUCAUCCGAUAUUACGGCCAGUGCCAUGGUUUAUAGCGAAUAUGGCCAACCUUCUCAAGUGUUAAAGUGGCACUCUUAUCGUCUUCCAGCCUUGACAUCGAAUACAGUGCACGUCAAAUUUCUUGCGUCUCCUAUAAACCCAGCUGACGUCAAUAUGAUCCAGGGAGCAUAUCCUAUUAAACCCACGUAUCAAAAAUUGGACGCACAAGAUGAUAAAUUAUUAGCCGUAGGGGGUAAUGAAGGGUUAGCAGAAGUUAUUGCUGUGGGUGAUCAUGUAAAUGAACUUAAAAUCGGAGAUCAUGUUGUGAUGGCCAAGACUGGUUAUGGAACUUGGAGAACUCAUGCAGCCGGUCCAGCUUCGGAUUUCCAAUUAUUACCUAGCGCUGAUAAUGUAUCCAUGAUUCAAAAAGCAACCAUCACAGUCAAUCCUUGUACUGCAUACAGAAUGUUGAAAGAUUUUGUUAAUUUAAAGCAAGGUGACUAUGUGAUUCAAAAUGGCGGAAACAGUGCUGUUGGUCAAGCUGUCAUCCAGAUUGCAAAAGCAUGGGGAUUAAAGACAAUUAAUGUAGUGCGAAACAGACCAGAUAUCGAUGUCUUGAGAAAAGAACUCUUAGAUCUUGGGGCUACUCAUGUUAUUACAGAUGAAGAACUCAGCAGUCAUGAAACUAGAGCAUUGAUCAAGAGUUGGGUUGGCAAGGAAAAACCUCUUUUGGGAUUGAACUGUGUGGGAGGAAAGAGUGCAACUGAAAUGGCCAGAUAUCUUGGUGAGAAUGGCAAGUUCAUUACUUAUGGAGCCAUGAGUAGAAAGCCUCUUUCUUUACCCGCUUCCUUAUUAAUCUUCAAGAACAUGUCAUUUCACGGAUUUUGGGUUUCCAAAUGGGCCGAUGUUCACCCUCAAGAAGAGAAAUAUCAAAUGUUGCAAGACGUAACUGAUUUGAUGAGCCAAGGUAAACUUGCCGAACCAAAGUGGACACAAGUUAAAUGGGACGAGGAAACCAUGAAACAGUCUGUUGAUCAGGGAAUUUCAGGAUUCGCCACUGGUAAGCAGGUGGUUUUGUUUUAAUGGAUCCAAUCCUAAUUUGUACAACACAUUUUUUUUAUUUUUAUAAAUAAACAAUUUUUUUUUAUUUUUAUUUUA
Messenger RNA from Mucor mucedo, 1230 nucleotides. RefSeq lists its product as uncharacterized. Gene Ontology annotation, molecular function: trans-2-enoyl-CoA reductase (NADPH) activity. Bases 28 to 1155 code for a protein of 375 amino acids. Gene Ontology annotation, cellular component: mitochondrion. NCBI's taxonomy places the organism in Eukaryota, Fungi, Mucoromycota, Mucoromycetes, Mucorales, Mucoraceae. Gene Ontology annotation, biological process: fatty acid metabolic process. The record is from RefSeq and is a predicted model, not a curated record. The transcript is spliced from 4 exons.